This is a messenger RNA of Cinara cedri, 11875 nucleotides long. NCBI's taxonomy places the organism in Eukaryota, Metazoa, Arthropoda, Insecta, Hemiptera, Aphididae. The record is from the annotation of a GenBank genome assembly.
CGGCGCUGCACUUUUAACGCGCAUUGUUAUCAGCAAAUUGCUGAUACAGUUUAUCUCGUCAUGAUCGUUAGCACAUGGACACGGUAAUUCGGCUAGUCAGUCGUCAAAAACUCUAAACCACGUCGGCGUAACAAGAAGGCGGCCUAAGACAGAUAAUAUUAUACCGACACUCGUGAGUACCUAUGUAAAUUGCAUAAAAUAUUUUGUCGGUACAUUAACAUCUAAAUAUUACUUACGUUUACACUAAUCGUAUCUAUUAACUAUUUUGUACAAUUUCAAUUUUAUCUUGUACGAACUCAACAUCACCAUUACAAGUUAAUGCUUAUAGGUGAUGUAUAAUCUACCUUCAUUAGAUUGUAUAUUAUUUUAUUUUCAUCGGUUACAAAAAUAAGCAAUUAUCAUUAUUAGUAUUAUAACCUACUUAUUACCUACUCCCGCGUGUGUUGGUACCGGCCAUCGUAAUUUAUGUAACCCAACGAAUCCGGCGAUUGGUUUUCCAAUUCGUCCGCGUAUAAGUUAUUAUACUUUGGUAUCUAAUUAUUAUUAUCAUUAUUUUUAUUAUUGGUGAAAUACAAAUAUUGACAAUAAUAUAGUUAAACGAGAAGUGAUGUGUAUUUAAUAUUGUGUGUAGGUACCGUCAAACGAUCGUUACAGGUCCAAAAAUUUCGAUCGCGGACAGACUUGUAUGAAAAAAAAAGUUAAGUUACGUUUUGUGGUUGCUAUAUACCUAGUUCAAUUCAGAAGGGCUUUGCACCCUUUUGCCUUCCUAAUGACACCUCUUAACUAUUAUACAAUAUACCCACAUUUCUGUAGUUGGAUUAUUAAAUUUUAGCAUUUUUGUAGGUACUAAUUAAUAUUCAUAUUAAUGUUAUCUGUAGUUACUUAUUAUUUAAAUUUUUUCUUAACUUUUACGCUAGGGUCCGAGAUAAUCAGUAAUAUUUUCAUUUUUUCGGUGUAGGUACACCUAGAUACUAUUUUGUAAAAAUAAAAACCAUAGUACAUAUUUUUUUUUUUUUUAAUCUAUCAUUUAUACCUACGAGACUUUUAAAUUUGAAUUUCUUUACUUUUUUUAGUAAAAAAAAGUCAACAAUUUGCCGUUAUUUAGAUAGUUAUAAUAUUAAUUUCUAUAAGCCUUUCGGGUAUCGUGCGAUCAAUGGCAUGUGUGUAAUUACCGAUUAUAAACUACAUAAAUGUGUUCUUUUUUAAUGUCUGUUUUACAAUUUUUCUACCUAGAAAACUUACUCCGAUCAUCAACUUCAAGAAUGGUUUUACUGGUUUUCGUUAACAAAUUUUGUCUGGUUAGUGCAUUUGGGAGGUUAUUUUUGGAUUUUCUUUGUUUUUUUUCUUUAAAAAAUGUGAUACCGAUGAUAUCCAAGAGUAAAAACAUAUUUACGUCGACUUAGUAAAACGUUUCAUAAUACGCGUUAUAAAACAAAAAUAAUAAGAUGAUAUUCUGAAGUACAUGACGAUACAUUUUUGAAAAAAAAAAAAUGAAUUUUUGUUGAAAUAGUUGAUAUUAAUAAACUGAUCAUUAUUUCCGGGAUAAUGGUAAAAUUGCGUCGUGAUGUACUUUGGAAUAUUGUUCUCUUUAGUUUAAUAAAAUAGGCGCUAUUACUCUAAAUUCAAAAUUAAGCGAGUAGCUGCUCGGUUUGCGUAAUGAAUAGUAAAAUAUCUCUAAAUCGAUUACUCAAACUGUGAUGUAUUUAGGAUAUUCCCAAGGGAAAAUAUUAUGUAUUGUAUUUGAUAAUAUAACUAAUUGUGUCACAUUGUUCAUUACGUGUAAUCAGGCCAAAACAAAAUAAAUAUAUUUGUGUGAGUUAUGUACAAUUCAAUCAGCCCUCAAAAUAUGUACUUAACAUUAACAUUUUAUUUGUUAUUUUGGUAUUAACAGUCUCCUUCGCAGUAUUAAUUGGAACAUUUACUAAAAUAGUGAACACGUUCACGCUCGUUGAAAAAUAUCUCUAGGUAUUAGAAAUUAUUACUGUGGAUCUUAUUUUCCAAGACUGUGUUCCGAAGUGAUAAAAAUAAAAAAAAAUGCGAUAUAAUUAUUUACAUAACAUAUUAUUAGUAUCUAUUACUUAUUACUAUUGUCGUUUUGAAGUUUCCUUAACAGAGUUUUCAUGGAGGAGGCAAUACAGAGAUUAAAUAAAAAUAAAUAAAUUAUACGAGUAUAACGCUCACAACACUCAUUCACACCACUAUAAUCUAUAGUUCUUUCCUUUACACCCUUUAGUAUUCUUAAUAGUUCGAGAAAGUACCGCCAAAAGCUUUGAAUUUAGAUAUUCCCUGUCUCAAAACUUGACUGCACCAUUACCAAAUAUUACCUGCCUUGUCGUUGACAGUCAAUAUUUUUCUUAGUUCGUGACUAACAAUGUAAUACAUCAUUAUUAGGUAUCAUUGGUAUAAUUGAUAAUAAUAUUAAAAUUACUUUUUUUUUUUUUUUAUAUCAAAAACGUUUCGCCACUACGCGGGAGUUACCUAUCUUUAUCCGUGUGUUCCUUAAUCAAUGAGCUAAUUCAGUGAGUUGCUUAGCAGAUCGAUAGAGUUUAGGAACACUUUUUGUUAAUCAGUUGGAACAUAUUAUUAAUAUCAUUAUUUAAGGUUACCUAUACGCCAUAAUCACCAAUAUUUUAUUCUUAUCAUUUUUCAUUAUUUUCAUCGAGAACUAAGUAUAAAACAUUUGAUUAAAAGUUACAAUUAAAUACAAUAUAGGUAUACAUACUAGGAUUAAAUGAUAUACAAAUCGAGUCAGUAUCUAAAUGUUUUAUAAAAAUAUUUCCAGCGCACAAAAACCGUAUUAACAUUAUAUUGUAUUGUACACGUCGAGUGUUGGAAUUGGAAUUUGGAAACACGUUUGUACAUUAAACAAAAAUUUUAACAUAUCAUAUUUUUUUUUUUUUGUCAAAUAUAGGCUAGUAAAUUAGUUUCAAUUGUAACGCGUAAAGUGUAGUGUUUAUCACAUCCGUCUAGUUAAACACUAUUCCAUGCACAAAAUAUCAGAUUGCUGAUUGCUUUAUCCGAUUGAUCACUUCCUCUCCAACGGAUUGGUCAGCAGCUGAGUUUAGAAACAGUAAAAUCUAGCGGCUGACCAAUCUGCUUAGGAACGCACGAUAUAUUUUGUAUUUGUUAUAAUGAUAUAUUUGUUGACAAAAUAAAUUAUUGGACAUUUAGAAGCCGAUUAAAAUGUCGACGGGGAAAUUUAUAUCUAUUUUAAUAAUAUCUGGAGCAGCGGAUGUCGACCCAUGAAAGUUCGUCUAAUCUCCAUAACCGCCGUUCGCCAAACGAAUAUUGUUAUCGAUUAAUAACUUCUAUUUUAACAACAUGAACAUUUAUAAUAAUAAUAAUAAUAUUAUUAUUAUCUCGUCAAUGAACCCGUUUCUUAAACAAUAAUAUCAAACAGACCCCUCCGUUUAUUAUUUUUAGACCGUCCAGACUUAAAUAUGUGUGCGUACUGUGCCGUUGUCUGUCCCGAUAUAAUAAUGGAAUACAAUAUUAUUAUUGUCGUCCUAAUAGUAAAAAAUAAUAAUAAUAUUUUCCACACGUUUCAAUUAAGAUGUGGAUUCCGAUUCGUUGUUUCGUCUGCACGCGUUUCUAUUAUUAUCGAAUUAAAUUAAUAAAUGACCGGACGCAGGUCGAAUUAAAAAUAUCGGUUAUUAUUAUUAAACGUUUAAUAAUUGUCGGGCCGGGCUAUUACUUAAAAAAAAAAAAUCUAAUUUUAUUUCUCACGGCGCACACAGUAUGGGAUAUACUCGUAAAAAUCUGACCGAAAUUAUUUUUAAAUAUGUUCUUAGUAGUUAAUAUAAAAAAGACCGAUAAAAUAACUUAUCGACAUAAUCUUAAAUCGAUAUUUUACCAUUUUAUACCGAUAAUUACAAUUAGGAAUAGGUAGUUUCAUUCGGUAAUCGGAUAAAAAGCUACGGACAAAAAAUUCUGACUAAAAUAACCACAGAUGAAAAAGUCCAUGGAGCAAAAGAUACACAAAAUAAGCUAUACAGGUUAAUAUAACAAUUAAAUAUUAUUAUUUUUUUUAUAAUGUAUUAUUACUACAAAAACAAAUUAUAACAAUAGGAAAUAAUUAAUGAUAAUGUAUAAUAAUAAUAAUUAAAAUAAACGUAUUGAAUAGCUGUUCAAAAUUCGUCUAUGGUCCAUUUAUUUAAAUUGCUGCAUUUUUUAAUUUUACCUUAAUGUUCUCAAGUUUUAAUUAUUAUUAUUUUUUUAAAUUUAAAUUGUCUACUAUUUAUGUUUCGUCCGAAGACAAUUUUAACCUUAUUUUAGAUAAUAAAUGGAGCUAGGAAUAUAUUAGUUUUACAAUGAUGUUUAUUUUUAUUUUUUCUGUGGACAACUUGUCUACCAGCAAUUUUGCUCCGACUUAACGAUAAUACUUUUUCUGAAAGGAAAUCACAUGCAAUAUAUUUUGUUUUGAGGUUCUAAUUCUCUUUCUUGAAAAAAAACCUUUUUUGACUUGUCGUUAAAGUCGCAAGGAUGCGAUAUAUCGAUAUGCCAUUUCAUAAAUUACAUACCUACAAAAUAAAUGCUUAUCCCUUAAAUAAGGGUACAUUUUAUAAUUAAUGACAGAUUUGGUUUCUAGGACCUUUAAAACUCAUAAUUCGAUACUUUUUGAUUUGUAAUAGUAUACCUAUAUAAUUUAAGAACCAUUAUUAGCUUCGGUCAAAUUAGUUUCAAUUUAAAACCACUGUGCGACGAAGGAUCCUCCGUCGAGUAAAUUCUGCGUUGUAUACAGUAAUUUUUAGAUUCUAAUCGAGCGAACUGGUUUUACUAAAUUAUGUGUGUGAUUUUUAUUUUUGAUUUUUUGGUUUCUUAUCUUGAAACAACUUUUUCUUGGUAAAAAAAAAUUGCAAUCGUCACCAUUAGUGAUGGUUGCUGAUAGUAAAUUUAGUCUACGAGCAUACUGGUAUUCGUAUGUAUAAAAAGUCCCGUGAUUUAUCUAAACGCUUUGUUGAUUUACUAUGGCAAUUAAAUAUAAAAUCUACUGUAACGCGGCAUGUAUGACCGGCAUACAAUAAGUGUGAAUGUAUUAUUACAUUUUCAACUAUGAAAAUGUUUGUCCAAACUGCUGUUAGAAUGGUUUUUCAUUUUGUAAUGAUUUAUCAUUAUUUCCAGUAUAGCAUUAAAAACUAAAUUACACCUUAAAUUGUAUAACUUUUAAAAUUUUCAUCUAUACAAUAGUGGCCUAAUAUUCGGGUUGCGAAGUAUGUCUUAGAAAUCACAGUAAUAUUAUUCGAAAAGAAAUUAAAUACAAAUGUUUUUAAAUACCAAUUAUUUAUUAUUUUCGCAUAGAUGUAUAUACGUAAUUUUAAAUUUUUGUUCGUGACAGGUUUAAUUAUAAUACCUAUAUAAAGUAGAUCGGAACGACCCUGGACUCGGGGUAUUUUUAUACGAAUUAAUUACUUUUAUUUUUAAUUACCCCGGCUAUGAGUAAAAAAAAAAAAAAGAUUUUUUUUAGAAUAAUAUUCUUGAUUUAUUUACAAGAUUUUUGUACAGAGUUAUAAUAUGAAACGCAUCAAAAGAUUUUCACUAAAGAAUACUGGUGGAGGUGAUGGUAUUGUGAAACAAAAUUGUGAAGAAAAAUAUUACCAGUUUCCGAAGAAAUAUAUUAAUUAACGUUGAAUAACAUUUUUCUUUUCUUUUUUUAUUUUUCAUCGCAGCUAUACGUGAAAUAAAAAAUAAAAAAAAAUACCAUUACAUUUUCACGGUAAACUUAUACUUAAUACUUUUGCAAAUUCUGCAGAGAAAAUUAUAACCUAAGCUAAGUGGUUCUACUGUAGGUAAUGAUGUGUGCUUUCUGCUUUUAUAUUCUGAGCGCAGAGAGGAAUAACGUAUUAUAUGAUAUGGUUUUUUUUUUUAUUAUGUACACAUUUUUUCCGUCUAAAAUCUCGCUCCGAUUUUCAAGUGUACCAUCUUUUCCGAAAAUUAAUUAUAUUUAAUUUUUGCAUUUAGAGACCUUUUUUUGAUUUUCCUCUCAACUUUCCUAAUUAUUGGAAAACAAAAUAUUGGACGAAACGAGAAGGUUGAAAACAAUAAUGUUUCAUUAUUUUUGAUUUUGCUUUUUAUUUUAAUCCGGUUAAAAAUAAUCGUAGAGACUUAAAAUUGUCUAGCAUUUUUUAUACGUCAUACAAUUUUCAACAAACUUUGGUGAUUUUUAAGCUAUGCAUUUGAUUCUUUAGAGUUUUUUUUUAAAUUUAUUUGAUUUUAUGCGAUUAAAAUCAAAAGUAGUAUUGUUUUGGUCGAGUAAAAAUGCUUAAAGUUACAUAAAGGUCAUAAUCAAUUUUAAUUAGUGUAGUAAAAAAAAAAGUCAAGCUCAAAAUAAUAGUUUAACUACCUAUAUAACGUAGAAUCACAAUAUCAUUAAAAAAAAAAAAGUUAGUGCAGGCAUCAGAUCUUUGUGUUACACCCAGUGGCGUAUUGACAAUAUUAUUCCAGUUCCAUCUAUAAAUUUAAGUGAGUAUAUGGAUAAAACAAGAUAGGUCUGUGUUUUUUUAGUAAUAUAUAAUAAUUUUUGAAAAUGUAUCAACUUAAUAGAAUUAAAAAAUAAUAAUAAUAAUAAUGUCAGAAUAAAUGUUUUUAAUAUGUGUGUGUUAUAUUCAGGUUUUUGCAGAUGCGUUCAAAUAAAAUAAGUUAACCUUAAGCUAAUGGGCGGUAUAUAAAUAUAUUGGCUCCUUAGGUAAACACAGUUCAACACGCCACUGUAUACACCCUGUAUAAUAUUUCACAAGCCGCGUAUUAUAGUGUAUAACUGCACGGGAUUCAGUUAUAUGUGUUAAAUUAUGUUAAAUUACAACUAUAAUUGUAAAAUCAUCUGGUUUAGUUUAAAAAACCUAUUUACGCUACAAAUGUACAGUUUUAAUAAAAUACUAAACAUAUUUGUUUUUGUCUAUAAUGGUAUUACCUUCAGGUUCUAAUUCCCGUAACUUCCCAUUCGCAUUCACAUUAACGUCAUCUCCACCGUCAUGUUUCUACUUAAAAAAACGUUUUAUUCUAUGAGCAACCUGCAAUAUUUAUCAUUAGGUUGCAUAAUGGUUUUUGAGUUCUGAAAUUUCCAACCACUCAAAUAAGUCAAAAAGUAUAUCUGACAACAUCUGAAUAAUCAUAAUGUUACAGACUGGUUAUAAUUGAAAAUCAAUAAAAUCAGCGGUGAAAAUAAAUACUAAAUUCAAGAAUAUUCAAAAUAUUUUAGGAUAAUGAACUCCGAUUGAAAUUAGGGUUUUUUUUUCGGAAGAUCUGUGAUAAAAUACAUACUCGUAUUUUGAGCAAUUUUCAAAUUUUUGACCCUUAUUGAUAUGCGCAAUAAAAUUCACAUUUUCUUAAAUCCAUAAAACACUUAUAUUUAGCAUUAUCUUCAAAUAGUAAUACAAUUUUUUUCUCUUAGAAGUCGCCAGAUAAAUCUUAGUUUAUUAAAAAAAAUAUGAUUCUCUUUCGAUUUUUUAACAAGUUUAAAACGCAUAAUUUUAAAAAUAAAUACAUUUAAUUACUCAUGAGGGAAAAGUUUAUAAACAAGGAUAAUUAUACAAUUUCACAUAUAGUAACAUGCUUUAAAAGUAUGUGCUAAAAAGCUGUUUCUAUUUAAUAAAACGAGUUUUAUUGCAUAUGCAAGCACCUCAACUUUAAAGGGUUAAAAUUUUAAUUUUCAUUAGUUUUAUAAUAUUAGGCAAGUUACUACAAUUUAAAACAAAUAUUUUGCAGGUACCCCAAAAAACCGUUUUUAAAAGAAUCUCCCAUUUCAGUCUGAAUUCAUCGGCAGAAAUAUUUCGAUUAUGAUUGUAGUAUUUUUUUUUUUGUUUUGUUUUUUGAAGCUAUCUUUAACUAUUAACUUAGCUUAUUUAUUUAUUUAUUUAUUUGUUCUUUUGAAUAAUUUGAAUUAUAAUCAACAAAAUCAUUUAACUUGUCCCAUUUCGGUUUAUAUAAAACAUUUUUUUGAUGUCUUGUUUGAUUUCAGUUACAUAGUACAGCUGGCCUGUCAUAAUAAUUCACAAGCAUAACACCAAUAGGCCACAGCCACGGAAAAUGCACGUGUACUACUACCGAAAACGGGCGCGGGCCCCCAAGGACCUGCGGACAGCCAUCGAGUGGGGCGAUUACGCGACGGUUAAACAGACCAUCGGACGUCACCCGCAUCUGGUGCACUGCCCAACUGGCCGGACGGCCGAUCUCCCAGUGCACGUGGCCGCACGGGUCGGCCACCGGCUCAUCGUCGGACUACUGCUGAGCAUGGGUGCCGAUCCAAACGCCCGGAACGCGCACCACCGGACGCCCGCCCACCUGUCCGUGCUGCACCACAAAGACCGAGUUGCCAGGAUGUUAUUUGGCGAUGGAGCUGAUCCGGCCGCCGUGGACGGUUCCAACAACACUGCCCUGGACCUUGCCACUCUUAUGAACGAAAAGUAUACGUACAUACAUGAUUUUCUUGUUUUAGAUUCCGAAAGGAACAAAAAAUAUAUUAGUAUUUUAGUGUCUGUAAACAUCUUUUCUACCAGAUAUUUUGUUUCAAUCGAAAACUUUAUAGAUUAACUAUCUGGUAGCAUUUUUGACCCGGUUAGUGUCCUGUGGAAUUUAUUUUUGAUUUGUUUGUAGUUUUUCUAAUAAAUGGGAAAAACUGGCAAUUUUUCGUAUAAUUUUUGUUAUUAUCUGGGUUACCUAUGCAACUAAUAAUUCUCAGAAUCAUUAUCGUUGCGUGCAGAUAUAAAUUAAAAUAUUCUAUAUUUUAUCCUUUUUUUCAUUUACCUACAAUAAGAAUAAUUAAGACUAUAAAUUGUGAAUUUUUUUUUUUUCUAGACGAUGUUUAAACGUGCUACUGGAUUGUGAAAUGCCCAAAAGUGUGGUGAACAGAGCGUUUUACAAGGCCACAGCCAGAGAAAAUACCAUUCUAAUGAAUAAGUUGCUGAACCGCGGGGCAGUCAUAGACCAACAAAACGCAGCGACGGGUUUCACAGCCCUGUUAGCGGCUAUGAAGUGUAAGCAUUUAAGAUCCAUACAGUUCCUGUUAGAAAAAGGUGCUGAUCCCUCUGCAUUCGACUGGACCAGGUAACCUAUUUAGUAGAUAAAACUAUAGGUAUAGAACCAACUUAGUGAUAUGUAAGUGUUGUGGUAGUGAUUUUAUCAAUUUAUAUGAGUUUUUAUAUUUAUAUCGAAACUCUUAUAAUCCAAAAAUACAUUUAUUUUACGUAUUUUAAGCAAAAUUACAUUCGAGUCGUUAUCUAUAUUUUUGUUUUGGUUGAAGUUUGGAAGGAGCAUGUGAAUUCAGAAAAAAAAUUUUAAGUGAUUUUUUACUGGGAUUAAAUAGGAUUCAGUAUCAAAACUAACGAGUUUUACUGGCUCACUGAGUACAAGCAGUAACUUCACUCCAUAAGUAAGAUACUAUUGUAGGUAGGAAAUUUGAUAGUCAUAUAAGAUAUAGCUGUAGAUAUUUUAAUUUUAAUAACUAAAUGCAAUAUUCAAUCAUUGUAAUUAAAACACGAUUCUGAGCAGAACUCAAUAAACUGCAAGUUCGAUAAUUAAAGAAUACUUAUUUGAUAAAAAAAAAUUUGUCGCAGCAGGUGGACGUGUCUGCAUUACGCCGUUCACCACUCAUAUCCUGUGUGGAUACUUUCGAUGAUACUAAAAAACUCAGAAACCCGUGGAAAACUAAAACAAAUAGUAGAGUUCCGGACUUCCGACAUGCAGGAGACGGCACUACACUUAGCUGCCAGACGUGGAAACUUAUCAGCAGUGUUUGUGCUGCUGAGAGCCGGUGCCCAGAUAAACGCAAUUGACCACCAGGGCCGGACGCCUCUGCUGUCUGCCAUUUCCGGCCACAAAGACGCCGUGGCUGCGCUAUUGGUGAGCUCAGGUGCCGAUAUGGGCCGCAUACCAAGCUUACCGGCUUCCAUAACACCCUUGCAAGCAGUUGUUGCCCGUUGCUCUCCUAAUGACUUGGUGUUAGCCCAGCAUAUGUUAGCACAUGGUUCCAUCGUUGUCGACCUGAAUGGUGACUUGAAUCGUACAGUCAUCCAUUUGGUUUGUGAGUCCGGUUAGUAUUAUAACAUAAUAUGUAUUUUAGUUUUCCGUUUUUAAACCAGGAAAAUAGUUUGAACAAAAUAAGAAGUAAAUAUAAAGCAAAUAAUAAAAACAUAAUUACAUGUAUAAUAGUAUAAUUGCUCAAUAGUAUUAAAAUGUUACAUACAUUUUCUGAGUUUUUCACUGAUAAAAUACACAGAAAAUCAAAGAAUAACAUUCUCAGUGCACUAACUAGAUAACAUUUUAAACAAAAAAAAGCACACAUAAUAAAACCACCAAUGCAUUAAAAAAUAUUAAAUAUGUGAUAUUCCGGUUUAUUAAAAUUAACAUGAUUCGCACACAAACAGGGAUAAUUUUUUAAUAUUUUUGAAGACAAAAUUUGUUUUUCCAACAAAAUAAUAUAUUCGUAAAAAAGAAAAAUAUUAUUCAAUGAAAUAUUUUAAAGAUUUUUAGUCAUUUUUUCAGUUUUAGAACAGUUUUGAAAAAAUAAAAAACAAAUUACUGUUAUUGAUAAAUCUAAUGUAUUGUACCAUUGAAUAUAGAAUAGGAUAGUCUAUUCUAUAAUCAAUAAUUGUAUCAAUACACCCUAAAAAACGAAAACCCCGGGAAACAUAAAAUGUUUGUUGUUCUUGGAUCGAAUCUACAUGACGCGGCCAUUCCCCGAUAAUUUCCUGUACUGAAUUUCUGUACUAUUUUUUCGCGCCGUUUUCAGGUGAUGUGGAUAUGUUGAAGUGCUUGUUAGCGUAUACGAACGAGAAUUCGCUUAAGGCCCUGCACAGAUUCAAUCAGGAAAGACCACCUUUAUUGUUAGCUGCCGCUAAAGGCCACGGACUUGCUGUGGACAUGCUGUUGGCUAUGGACAUAAACGUGAACACGCUCGCUGGCCUCUUUGGCGAGACAGCAUUACACGUGGCUGCACGGACCGGUAACGCAAUGCUGGUUGACCAGUUGCUGAACGCAGGAGCCUGCAUUGACGCACGGAACAACAGUGGAACCGGCUGCCGGCCUCUCGAUUUGGCGUUGCACACGCACGGUCAUCAGUCCACCGUCACCACCCAUUUAAUCCACUCGGACAGAUUGGCCAAGGCCGUGGUCCGGAACGACACGGACGCCGUGGCGUUCCUGCUGGCGUGCGGCGUGACGCCCAACGCAAUAACCAAAACUUACGGUGGCACGCCCCUUCACGCUGCUGUCCGGCAUAGGCAAUACCGGAUGGCAUCUGUUCUCCUGUCGUCGUCCCGCUGUCAGACGUCCAUCCGGUACAAAAGCCUCACAGCGCUUGACCUAGCACUGGCCAUGGACGACGAGCGUGCCGCAAAGAUGAUCACUGCUAGACAGGGCCGUCCACCACCAUCCACCAUGCACACCACCGGGCACAUGAUACUGACCUCUGCCGACGAAGUUGCCACCCAGUGAUGAACAAAGAUGACUAUGCAACACGCCGCCAAUAACAUGCAUUUAUUUUCUUACUUUCAAUUUUUUUUUUAUUUUCAUUCUUUUUUUAUUCAAAAAUUUUAAAAUUCUAUUUUUAUUUUUUCUAUUAUUAUUAUUAUUAUUUUUAUCUUAACACCCUCAAGAUAAACCAACUGUUAGGGAUUUUUAUUCUUGACUCUACGAGAUGAUAGGCCUAUUUUAUUUGUUUUGCCUAUUAACCUUAUUAAACAUAGACAUUUUUUUUUUUUAAUGAUUUUUCACCAUUUAGUAACUCAUGUAAAACACAUAAUGAAAUAUUAAUACGAUGAUAAAAUAAACCACAAUAAUUAUAGCUUAUUAUAAUAUUUAGGUAAGUAUACAUACAAAAACCAAUUUGUAACAAGGAUAAUGAAAUAUUAGUAAUAUUAAUCACGAAAAUACUCAAACCACG